Dentiscutata heterogama is the source of this 1746-nucleotide messenger RNA. NCBI's taxonomy places the organism in Eukaryota, Fungi, Glomeromycota, Glomeromycetes, Diversisporales, Gigasporaceae. The record is from the annotation of a GenBank genome assembly.
AUGGUAUUCAACGAAUUGGAUCCAAGAAUUUCUCGAGCAUUAUCGAAGCUUAACUUUCAUAAACCAACUUUAAUACAAGCUGAAGCGAUUCCAUUAGCGUUGGCCGGUAAGGACAUACUGGCGAGGGCAAAGACUGGGAGUGGUAAAACAGCAGCCUAUUGUCUACCAGUUAUUCAAAAGAUAUUAAAUAUUAAAGAGGCGAAUUUUGUAAAGACUGACUUUAUCGAAUUUAACUACAAGGCCAUACCUGAAUCUUCACCGGAUCGUGCUGCAAUCCGAUCUCUUAUUUUAGUUCCAACUCGAGAACUUGCUGAACAAGUUACAAAACACAUUAAUGAUUUUCUAACAUACUGCUCUAAGGAAAUAAAAGUAGUCAACAUAGCAAAUACCACACCAGUGCAAUUGCAAAGACCAAUUUUAUCAGAAUUGCCUGAUAUAAUUGUUGCAACUCCUAGCCGUGCAUUAGCACAUCUUGAUUCACAAAAUAUCGUUGUUCGUGACACACUUGAUUCUCUCGUCAUUGACGAAGCAGACCUUGUAUUGUCGUAUGGCUAUGAAGAUGAUGUACAGAAAAUAUUGACAUAUUUACCAAAGAUUUUUCAAUGCUUUCUAAUGAGUGCAACUUUAACGAAGAAUGUUGAAAAUUUGAAACAAUUAUUGUUGAGUAAUCCUGCUAUUUUAACAUUGCAUGAAGAAAAGGAUGAAAUUAAUCUUACACAAUAUUGUGUGCGGUGUUCUGAAGUUGACAAAUUCCUUUUAAUAUAUGUCAUCUUAAAACUUCGUCUGAUUAAAGGCAAAUGUAUUUUAUUUGUUAAUGAUAUCGACCGAUGUUAUCGUUUAAAAUUAUUUUUGGAGCAAUUCUCGAUCAAAACUUGUGUUUUGAAUUCAGAGUUACCUUUAAAUUCCCGAUAUCAUAUUGUUCAAGAGUUCAACAAAGGAAUUUAUGAUUACAUUAUCGCAACAGAUGAAAGUGAUUUAAAGGCAGAUAAUGACACUGACGACGAGGCUAUUGGAGAACAUGAUGAGACGAAAACUUCUGAUAACAAGCGUGAUAAAACCCACCUACGAAAAAAAGACAAAGAAUACGGGUCAUCUCGUGGUAUUGACUUCAUUAAUGUAACAGCAGUUAUAAACUUUGAUUUUCCAACGUCAGCAAAAUCCUACACCCAUAGAGUCGGGCGAACCGCACGUGCUUCUCAAAAAGGAAUGAGUCUAAGUUUUGUUGUUCCAAAAGAACUUGCGGGAAAACACAAAGUUGUAUCAUGCCUAUCGGCAAAGCAUGAUGAAGAGGUAUACGCUAGAGUAGAGAAGCAACAAUCAUUAGCAGGUGCGACUUUAAGACCUUAUUUUUUCGAUAUGAAGCAAGUGGAAGGAUUUCGGUAUCGUGUGGAAGAUGCCAUGAGAGCUGUUACACGUACUGCAAUUAAAGAAGCGCGAUUGAAAGACAUUAGAUCAGAAAUUUUAAAAUCAGAAACAUUGAAGACACAUUUCGAAGAUAAUCCAAAUGAUUUAAAAGCUCUUCGUCAUGACACAAUAAUUCAUCCUACACGUGUACAACAACAUAUGAAACAUAUUCCACCAUAUCUCAUGCCAAAAAUUGCGACACCCGCAGCUAACGUGUCAGCGGACUCUGCCCAUGUAAAUGGAGAAUCUGCGGAAUCAAACGAAUACGUUCCAUUUCGCAAACAAUCUACUAACAAACGUUAUCAUGGCAAGAAGUUGUUUAAAGGCAAAUUUGGCCCAAAG